Dibothriocephalus latus is the source of this 816-nucleotide messenger RNA. The record is from the annotation of a GenBank genome assembly. Lineage: Eukaryota; Metazoa; Platyhelminthes; Cestoda; Diphyllobothriidea; Diphyllobothriidae.
GUGAUCUGCGGUGGCAGUCUCCUUACGCCCUCCUGGAUCCUGACUGCAGCACACUGUCUGAAGCCCAUCGUCAGAUCAAACCCCGUUCCGCUCGGACGACCCUUCAGUCUGCAGGAGGUGGGCAAUGGGUACACCUUGGUGGCUCGUGUGGGCUCUUCUCCCCCACCUGAGGACUCAACAGAAAUGACCAAAGAAUACGAGGUGGAAUCUGUAGUCAUUCAUCCGGACUGGCGACCACGAUCCCUCGACAGUGGUUACGAUAUUGCUCUUCUCAAACUGGUCAUUCCAGUAUCACCCGAUAUUGUCGGCGUGGAGACAAUCUGUCUCGCGGAUGCCAAUGUUACCCUCAAUGCCUCCAGCGAGUGCUACGUAGUCGGACAGAAAACCCGCGUAGUGCCCCGUCCCUUCAGGUUCCUCGAUGAUUUCUUCCUAUUCGGUUCCCCAUUCUUUCCUUUCCAUCACCGCCGACGUUCAGAGGGUCAUCACGGGGGCAGCAGCAGCGAUGAAGAAGAAGACGUAGAAGACCAACAGCGAGCGGGUCUUCAGGAGGUCCGUCUGACACCUUCGGCACUGAAAAAAUGCGUCCGCUGUUCUCCCGCCCUCAGUAAAGAACUGCAUAUCUGUGCUGGUAAACGCAACAAGGCCACAUGUCCGGGCGAUAACGGAGGCGGACUGUACUGCCGUGACAGCAAAACUGAUCGCUGGUCUGUCCACGGAGUGCUGGGCGAGUACUCUAGUAGACGAUGCUCACGCACCUACAGUCUCUUCAGCUCAGUUGGCAGCGUUUUCAACUGGAUCCACAAACAAAUCCAGUGA